Dermatophagoides farinae (American house dust mite) is the source of this 1008-nucleotide messenger RNA. RefSeq lists its product as uncharacterized. The record is from RefSeq and is a predicted model, not a curated record. Gene Ontology annotation, cellular component: extracellular matrix. NCBI's taxonomy places the organism in Eukaryota, Metazoa, Arthropoda, Arachnida, Sarcoptiformes, Pyroglyphidae.
AUUUUUUCAUUGAUUUGCGGGAAAAAAAAUGAUGUUCGCUAAGGUUGUUUUUGUUUUGGCAACUAUUUCCGUUGCUUAUGGUCAAUUGCUUCAACAAGGUCCAUCUACUGUUCAAUUGAUUCCAAUCGGUUACGGUGGUGGUGGUGUUGGCAAUUUUGGAACCGUUGGUUUAACCGCUGCUCAACCUCAAUUUGUGAUUGCUGGUGGUAUUCAACCAGCUACUGCUGGUAUUCAAUUCAUCAGACAACCACAAGCCGUUCAAUUAGUUGCAGCACCACAACCACAAACCGUACAAUUUGUUGCUGCUCCACAACCACGAAUUCAAUUUGCUGCAGCUCCACAACCACAAACUAUUGCUGUUGCUCCACAACCACGAAUUCAAUUUGCUGCAGCUCCACAACCAGCUCCAGUUCCGGCCCCAGCAAGAAUUCAAGUUGCCGCACCAGUUGUACAACCAGUAGCUAGAGUCGUUGAAGAAGAUUACAAUGAACCUGGUACACCAGUAGCUCCUUAUGCAUUCUCUUUUGAUGAAACUGAUGAAUUUGGCAUGAAUUUACAAAGAAAUGAAGUUAGCGAAAAUGGUGUCGUUACUGGUCAAUAUUCAUUCACAACACCAGAAGGUUAUACACGUCUUGUUAAAUAUGUUUCUGAUGAAAAUGGUUUCCGUGCUGAAGUUGAUACAAAUGAACCAGGUACCGCAACAUCAGCACCUGCUGAUGCUGUAUAUCGAUCAUCAGCUUCACAACAACAACAACAACCACCAAAAUAAAUUCAUGGAUAAAGAAUCUAUUUUUUUAAACAAUCUAGUUUCAAACUAAAUAAAUUUUUAUUUCAAAUAAAUAAAAAUAACCCAAAAGAUUUUCAAUGAUAAACACAGACACACACACACACACACACAAACAAACACAAACACAAAAAUUCUGAAAGAAAGCUUUCUUUUGUCUCAACAAUGAAAAGAAAAAAAAAUCAAUAAUCAAUGAAUUGUGAAGAAUUUUUCAAUUUCAAAUA